Sceloporus undulatus (fence lizard) is the source of this 1228-nucleotide messenger RNA. Its product is annotated as zinc finger protein 554-like. The coding region runs from base 316 to 912 and encodes 198 amino acids. The transcript has 4 exons. Gene Ontology annotation, biological process: negative regulation of transcription by RNA polymerase II. Lineage: Eukaryota; Metazoa; Chordata; Lepidosauria; Squamata; Phrynosomatidae. Gene Ontology annotation, molecular function: DNA-binding transcription repressor activity, RNA polymerase II-specific. The record is from RefSeq and is a predicted model, not a curated record.
CAUUUUUGGCCUAUCUAGGAAUCUGCACUUGCCGUUCCCUUGAGGCUGAGAGAGUGUGACCGUGUGCCCAAGGCCACCCAGUGGGUUUCCAUGACUGAGUCGGGAUUCAAACCCAGGCCCCAGAGUGAGACUCCAGCAGCCCCCAAACAGCCAGGUCAAAGAAAGAGAGGGGCCAGCCCUGAAAUGAAGAAACCAAGGGAGAGGUGGCUGCGGGGUUUCCGGAGCCCUUUCGCAGGGGCUGGGGGAGGGGCAGGGCAUGAGGCUGGUGAUCUUCUCCAAAUGGGAAAAUGAGAAUCUGGGAGGAAACUGGUUUCAAUGCUAUUUUUCCAACUGGCUGAAUUCCUCACAGGUGGUCAGAGUUCCAGGAUAGGCCUGCCUGGUCUCGAAACAGGGAGAGGAGAGUCUCCAUUGGAUUCUUCCUCCAUGGAAGAAACUACAAGAAAGAUGCCUUUGGAACAGGUAACCUUUGAGGAUGUAGCUGUGUAUUUCACAAAGGAGGAAUGGAACUUGCUGGAUGAGAACCAACAAUCUUUGUACUGGGUUGUGAUGGUAGAAAACUAUGAGAAUGUGUUCUCCCUGGGAGACCUUGAGAAUCAAUCUUGUCUGUCCUUGUCCUCUGCAGAAGACCUUGUGAAUCACACAGCAGAGAAACCACACAAAUGCCAACAGUGUGGAAAGUAUUUUGGUGAAAGGUCAUACCUCAGGAAGCACAUGAGAGUCCACACAGGAGAGAAACCAUACAAAUGCCAGCAGUGUCGAAAAUAUUUUGCUGGCAAGUCACUGCUUGAGAGACACCAGAGAUUCCACACAGGAGAGAAGCCUUAUGAAUGCCAGCAAUGUGGAAAGUGUUUUAUUGCAAGGUCAGACCUGGUGAAGCACUUGAGAGUCCACACAGGAGAAAAACCUUAUUAAUGCCUUCAGUGUGGAAAGUGUUUUUCUCAAAGGCCACACCUGGAGCAGCAUUUAAGAGUCCACACAGGAGAGAAAGCAUACAAAUGCCAGCAGUGUGGAAAAUGUUUUGCUCACAAGUCAAACCUUGUUAAACAUCAGAGAGUCCACACAGGAGAGAAACUGCACAAAUGCCGGCAGUGUGGGAAAGGUUUUACUGACAAGUCAGUUCUUGUGACUCAUCACAGAGUCCACACAGGAGAGAACGCAUUACAAAUUCCAUCAUGUGUGGAAAAUGUUUUGCUGACAUGUCAGCCCUUGUGGGUUCAUCAGGGAUGCC